AUGCGGGCGCAACUGAUGGCCGAGUACGAGAGAUUCCUCAAUAACGCCACAAUUGACAAGAUAAUGGCAUGCCAUGCGCGCCGACUUUUUCCGGAAGUUAAAAAGGAUACUAACGGAAAUACUGUGGUUGACUGCAAACUCCCGGCAUUGGGCGGCCACAUCAGCAAGCGGAUUUAUGAUACUCAAGCUUUGCGCAUGCGCAAUGCAGUCACACGCAUGGUUGGUGAAUGCAUUCGCAGGCACUCCAGCGUGACAGAGAUCACGAAGAAAUACGAAGACAAGUUAAAGACCACGUAUGCGCGGUCUAAUGCUGCUGCUGAAUGCACUGCCAAGUUAUUCCGCCACUCGGCCUUUAAAGAGACUCACUAA
Messenger RNA from Ixodes scapularis (black-legged tick), 369 nucleotides. RefSeq lists its product as uncharacterized. The coding region runs from base 1 to 369 and encodes 122 amino acids. The record is from RefSeq and is a predicted model, not a curated record. NCBI's taxonomy places the organism in Eukaryota, Metazoa, Arthropoda, Arachnida, Ixodida, Ixodidae. The transcript is spliced from 6 exons.